CCCCCGCCACAAAGAAGCUUUUUUCAAAUGGCUCCCCAGUGCAGAGCCGGCAGUCCGUUGGCGGUCUGUUCGGUUCCUUUUCCUGGGGGCCCCGGCAGCCGAUGAGCGAUGAGCUCCGAGAAAUCCAGCAUACAGUUAAAAUGACCACCUCUUGGAGUGAUCGGUUACAAAAUGCAGCAGAUAUGCCUGCUAACAUGGAUAAGCAUGCCUUGAAAAAAUAUCGGCGAGAAGCCUAUCAUCGGGUGUUUGUGAACCGAAGUUUAGCCAUGGAAAAAAUAAAGUGUUUUGGUUUUGAUAUGGAUUACACACUUGCUGUGUACAAGUCCCCAGAGUAUGAAUCCCUUGGCUUUGAACUUACUGUGGAGAGAUUAGUUUCUAUUGGGUAUCCCCAGGAGCUGCUGAGCUUUGCUUAUGACUCUACAUUCCCUACCAGGGGACUUGUCUUUGAUACACUAUAUGGCAAUCUUUUGAAAGUUGAUGCCUAUGGAAACCUCUUGGUCUGUGCUCAUGGAUUUAACUUCAUAAGGGGUUCUCAGGUAGCUGCUCAGAAGAGACCGGAAACUAGAGAGCAGUAUCCAAAUAAAUUUAUCCAACGAGAUGACACUGAAAGAUUUUACAUUCUGAACACACUUUUCAACCUACCAGAGACCUACCUGUUGGCCUGCCUAGUAGAUUUUUUUACUAAUUGUCCCAGAUAUACCAGCUGUGAAACAGGAUUUAAAGAUGGGGACCUCUUCAUGUCUUACCGAAGUAUGUUCCAGGAUGUAAGAGAUGCUGUUGACUGGGUUCAUUACAAGGGCUCCCUGAAGGAAAAGACAGUUGAAAAUCUUGAGAAGUAUGUAGUCAAAGAUGGAAAACUACCUUUGCUUUUGAGCCGGAUGAAAGAAGUAGGGAAAGUAUUUCUUGCCACCAACAGUGAUUAUAAAUAUACAGAUAAAAUUAUGACUUACCUAUUUGAUUUCCCACAUGGCCCUAAGCCUGGGAGUUCCCAUCGACCUUGGCAGUCCUACUUUGACCUGAUCUUGGUGGAUGCACGGAAACCCCUCUUUUUUGGAGAAGGCACAGUACUACGUCAAGUGGAUACUAAAACUGGCAAGCUGAAAAUUGGUACCUACACAGGUCCUUUACAGCAUGGCAUUGUCUACUCGGGAGGUUCGUCUGAUACCAUCUGUGAUCUAUUGGGAGCCAAGGGCAAGGACAUUUUAUAUAUUGGAGAUCACAUUUUUGGGGACAUUUUAAAAUCAAAGAAACGGCAAGGAUGGCGAACUUUCUUAGUGAUACCUGAACUUGCACAGGAGCUACAUGUCUGGACUGACAAAAGUUCUCUUUUUGAAGAACUUCAAAGCUUGGAUAUUUUCUUGGCUGAACUAUACAAACACCUUGACAGUAGCAGUAAUGAACGCCCAGAUAUUAGCUCCAUCCAGAGACGUAUUAAGAAAGUAACUCAUGACAUGGAUAUGUGCUAUGGGAUGAUGGGAAGCCUGUUUCGCAGUGGCUCGCGACAGACCCUCUUUGCCAGUCAAGUGAUGCGUUAUGCUGAUCUCUAUGCAGCAUCUUUCAUUAACCUGCUGUAUUAUCCAUUCAGCUACCUCUUCAGAGCUGCCCAUGUAUUGAUGCCACAUGAAUCAACAGUGGAACACACACAUGUAGAUAUCAACGAGAUGGAAUCCCCUCUUGCCACUCGGAACCGCACCUCAGUGGAUUUCAAAGAUACCGACUAUAAGCGGCACCAGUUGACACGGUCGAUCAGUGAGAUUAAACCCCCUAAUCUCUUCCCACUGGCCCCCCAGGAAAUUACUCACUGCCAUGAUGAAGAUGAUGAUGAGGAGGAGGAAGAAUAGGAGGAAAACCAAAACUCUGACACUUAUUAAAUAAGUUAUGGCAGGACCCACAGGAACAGAUGGUCCCUGAUUGGGUGUUUAGUUGGGAGGGUGGAGGAGGAAGGACUCUCCCUCAAAGAUACAUCUGGAAAGUUUCUGAAGACUAACUACUCCUCUAGGGAGAUAUUAUUUUAGCUUUAUGUGUCUGCACACUUUGCAGAUGGUUCAAGUGGCAAUGGAAUUUAGUGGAAGAGGGGAUAAAAAAAGUCAGGCUGAAUUGAAUGCAGAUGGUUCCACUGUGGCUUGUGACAGUUUCCUUGUCUUGUUUCAUCAUCAGCAUAUACUAAAGGUGUCAGAGUGGAGCAAGGACAGCAGAGGUGAUUCCAAUGUUAAAAUGUUAUUUUAAAAAUUGUGCCCUUCCUACAAAAUCUGUCUUUUUUUCCAGUGUAUAAUGUAGUGUUGUAUAUCAGUGGAAAAAUAGUUUCCAUGAUCACAUGUAGUCUUCUGUAAAGUCAGGGUUCUUUUCAUAAACCUUUAAGUGUCCUCAGUGACUUUGCAGAUGUGUUUUCUACUUGCUUUAGGACUGGUCUGAGUAUAUUUUUAAUAGCAAAAAUGCUAGUUAUCCAAAAAUAAUUAUAUAAAAUUAACCUGUAGAGAAAAUUUAGCUGAAAAUAGGACAAAGCCCUCUGAAGAGGUGGUGAGUAAAAUUCAUUAGUAUGGUUCUUCCUACCCACUACCACUUUUCUCUAUCCUCUAGCCGUAUUAUAAAGUCAGGCCCUGGAGGAUGGAAGAGGGCUCUUUAAGCCAGGACCUUACUAAAGCAGAGGGCACAAUCAGUGUGAGUAGAUUCACUUCAGAAUCCCAAGUGGAAUCACUUCUUGUUUU
Molecule: messenger RNA, 2705 nt
Organism: Condylura cristata (star-nosed mole)
Lineage: Eukaryota; Metazoa; Chordata; Mammalia; Eulipotyphla; Talpidae
Gene: NT5C2
Product: 5'-nucleotidase, cytosolic II
Exons: 19
Coding region: 102-1841 (579 amino acids)
Biological process (GO): IMP metabolic process; adenosine metabolic process
Molecular function (GO): 5'-nucleotidase activity
Source: RefSeq, a predicted model, not a curated record